Molecule: messenger RNA, 3961 nt
Organism: Oryctolagus cuniculus (rabbit)
Lineage: Eukaryota; Metazoa; Chordata; Mammalia; Lagomorpha; Leporidae
Gene: FIBCD1
Product: fibrinogen C domain containing 1
Source: RefSeq, a predicted model, not a curated record
UCACCCGCACACGCCCGGCCGCCCCGGCGCCAGGCACCGAGGCGGGGACCGGGCGGGCAGAGCGCGCGCCCUGCGCCCGCGCCCGCGCCCACCUCGCCGCCUUUGCGCUCGGCAGCGGCGCGCCCGGCCCGGCGUCCCCGCCAGUCCUGCGGGAAGAUGGUCAAGGAGCGCUGGAAGACCAUGGGCGGCGCUUCCCAACUUGAGGCCCCGCCGCGCGACAAGCCGCAGCGGCCGAGCUGCGGCUAUGCCCUGUGCACCGUGCUGCUGGCCCUGGCCGUGCUGCUGGCCGUGGCCGUCACCGGCACCGUCCUCUUCCUGAACCACGCCCACGCGCCGGGCACGGCGCCCCCGCCCGUGGUCAGCACGGGGCCGGCUGGGGCCAACAGCGCGCUGGUCACCGUGGAGAGGGCAGACAGCUCACACCUGAGCAUCGUCAUCGACCCGCGCUGCCCUGACCUUGCCGACGGCUUCGCCCGCCUGGAGGGCGCCCAGGCCUCCGUGCUACAGGCGCUGAGCCAGCACCAGGCCCAGCCGCGGCGGGCGGGCGAGCAGGAGCAGGAGCUGCUGGACACGCUGGCCGAGCAGCUGCCCCGGCUGCUGGCCCGGGCCUCGGAGCUGCAGGCCGAGUGCGCGGGGCUGCGCAAGGGCCACGGCUCCCUGGGCCAGGGGCUCAGCGCCCUGCAGCACGAGCAGGGCCGGCUCAUCCAGCUUCUGUCCGAGAGCCAAGGCCACAUGGCUCACCUGGUGACCUCGGUCAGCGACGUCCUGGACGCCCUGCAGAGGGACCGGGGGCUGGGCCGGCCCCGCGUCAAGGCCGAUCUUCAGAGAGCACCUGCCAGGGCCGCCCGGCCCCGGGGCUGUGCCAGCGGCUCUCGGCCCCGGGACUGCCUGGACGUCCUCCUGAGCGGGCAGCAGGACGACGGCGUCUACUCCAUCUUCCCCACGCACUACCCCGCCGGCUUCCAGGUCUACUGCGACAUGCGCACGGACGGCGGAGGCUGGACGGUGUUUCAGCGCCGGGAAGACGGCUCCGUGAACUUCUUCCGGGGCUGGGAGGCAUACCGGGACGGCUUCGGCAAGCUCACGGGCGAGCACUGGCUAGGCCUCAAGAGGAUCCACGCCCUGACCACCCAGGCCGCCUACGAGCUGCACGUGGACCUGGAGGACUUCGACAACGGCACGGCCUACGCCCACUACGGGAGCUUUGGCGUGGGCCUGUUCUCCGUGGACCCCGAGGAGGACGGGUACCCGCUCACCGUGGCCGGCUACUCGGGCACUGCAGGCGACUCCCUCCUGAAGCACAGCGGCAUGAGGUUCACCACCAAGGACCGCGACAGCGACCACUCGGAGAACAACUGUGCCGCCUUCUACCGCGGCGCCUGGUGGUACCGCAACUGCCACACCUCCAACCUCAACGGGCAGUACCUGCGCGGUGCGCACGCCUCCUACGCCGACGGUGUCGAGUGGUCCUCGUGGACCGGCUGGCAGUACUCGCUGAAGUUCUCCGAGAUGAAGAUCCGGCCGGUCCGGGAGGACCGCUAGGCGGGCGCACUGUCCAGCCUGUUCACCCCCCUGGCCCUGCCCCCACCUCCCCGCCCCCUUCUCCUAUGCAUGGCUCACCUGCUCCCAGGGAGGGGGCAUGGACCAGGCCAGCCCACCCUGCCUGGGCAGCUGUCGUCAACUCUUGCCUCUGCUGACGGAGGCUGGCGAACCUGACCCCCAAGAUUCCACCUGCCCAGACUGUGCCUGCCGCCCAGGACAGGAGACUCCACUAGGGCUGGGCUCUGGCCAGCGCCACCAGGGUGCCCUGCCAUUGUGGGGACGUGGACAGCAGGCAGACGGCAGCCCUGGGUCCUCGCACAGGCAUAGGUGCGUCUUCCUGAAGCCAGGUCUGGUCUGGCCCUUCUUGCCCUCCCAGCACCCACCCCUCCGCCAGUCUCCAGGGGCCUGAUGGUCCCUCCGCUCUCCUGUGCCCCGAGGCCAGGCUGGGGCACAGCUCUUGCAGGGACCCGUUCCCCAGAGGACACCAGUUCCCCAGAGGCUGCACACAGGCCUGGAGGUGGUGCCUGCUCCGUGUGUCUCUGCUAAGGUCAGCAGGAGCCUGCAUCCCAUUUCUUCUGCCUCUGUGGGGGGGGGAGCAGACCCUGCACCACCUGCCUGGCCCAGGCCAGCGGGAGCCUCUUGGUUUUCUAGGCUGGGGCCAGGGCUGGCCUUGUACCACUCUCAGCCCCACAGCCAACCUCCAGGGCCACCGGGAUCCUGAGUGCCCCUGGGAUAUUACCCCCCACUCUGCCCAGCUGUUGUCUCUGGGGAGAGGCUGCCCCCUUCUGGUGAUUAUGGGCACUGCCGCCUGAGCCCAGCCCUGACUGAGUGGUUGCAGGGAGAGGCCCUCACUGGACACACAGGCCCCCCUGACCCCUGAAUCUCUCCUUGCUGCCCCCCCCGCCUUGCCCCGGACAAAAAUGAGACCUGCAGGCUUCCACCGUGGGGACCUGGAAGCAGCCUGGGGGGCUGUCUGACGUCUGCAGGCAGGUAGCCAGGUGUGGGGUUCAACCCCCUUCCCCUCCCACCGAAGCAUGUGCUGAGAGCCCCCGUGUCCGACUGACUGUACCACCUGGCCAUCGUCCCUCGAGCCCACCUGGCCAUCAGUGUCCAGCCAACACGGGCAGCGCCUCUGUGUGGACAAGCCUGGCUCACUGCCCCGUGGGUGCUCACCUGGGAGCAGGUGUACGGCCCAGUGUGACCAGGGCGGUGCCGGGGGCAGCCCAGGUGCAGGGGGAGGGGCAAGGCCGGGUGUGAUGGAGGGGGUCCCAUUGGGCUCCUCUCCCCACCCUCAGAGGCCCCGGAGCCAGCCUGUCCCAUGGCAGGCGCCAGGUGGGACCCUGGAUUCUCGUGGGGACCCUGGCUGAGUCGGCUUCUGCUGCCAGCCCCGUGGUGCCAGCUGCUGUGAGUGAUGGUAAUGGGUUUGUGGUUGUACAUGGGCUGUGGGUGAUACGGGAGCAAUCUCGCCAGGACUUGGCUACAGAAUGGACAUGCUGGGGCUUGUGCCUGCUGGGGGGAAGUGGACAGGUGCAGGCCAGCCUUGCUGGAGACGCCUGUCCCCUUCAGAGCUCUAGUCACCACCCUGAGCAGCAGGGGCUCUCCCCAGCCAGGGCAGGCACCCCUAGGGGACAUGGCCCUUCGCAGCACCAAAUGGCAACAGGGCCCAUCACGGGGGGAAGCACCUGCCGCAGCCUGGCCCCGCCUUCCUGACAGGAGCCUUCAACAGCUGCACCGAGUACAAACGGUUCCUGUGCACCUGCUGUGGGCUGGAGGAGCUCCAGGUCUGAUGGCAUUCAAAUGGCUGCCACCUGAGAUGGAAGUGGCCACAGGCAGAAGGGGAUGCUGGGAGAGCACCCAUCGCCAGUGCCCGCCUCUCAGCUCCCUGCACCUUCACUACCUCCUGCCUGCGUCCACAGGGGCUUCCAGCUGGCCUGGCUUCAGCUGGAGCCCAGAGCCAGGAAAGCAGCAGAGGCCGCGGGACGCAUCUCUGGGCAGGCGGGGAUCUGCAGGUGCAGCCCGCGUCCAGUCUGCGGGAGUGGCCAGCCUGGCCCCGGCAGCGGGGGAGAACACGGGCAGAGCUGAGGUUUGAGGGGCAAGGGGCAGGCAGGAGGCCCCAGCAUUGGACUCCCAGCACCCGGAUCAGAACAAGGAGGCGGGACACUGCCCCGUGACCCAGGACAGGGCCUGUUUGUCCAUCUGCUCGCAGAGGGGAGCUUGUCCCUAAGACCCCUGCGUGCACAGCUUCGGGACACUGGCUCACAGGUGUGCCUGGGGGCCACACAGGGCCGAGGCGGCGGCUCUGAGGGCCGGCGCCGCCCCCCAUGGACGAAGCAAGGCCGGGGACAGUUGCUGGUCGGGGGGCCGUGUGCACUCGGUGUCUGAGAGUCCCCGUCCCCAAUAAAGUCUCGUGGUGACCCAG